UCAUGUUUAUCGUGUUCUGCUACAAGGACAUGCACACCGUCAUCAACUACUCGUUCGCUAACCUAGCUCUGACUGACCUGACCCUUUUGCUCCUGGACGGCUUGCCUACUGCUGCGGAUACUAUGGGGACAAACUUCUCGGCUAGUCUAGGAUGCAAUAUCCCAAUAUACCUGCAAUAUGUUACCGCUGAAGUAACGAGCUUGACCCUCGCAUUUCUAUCCUACGACCGUUACCAGCUCAUCGUUCACCCUAUAAAGUCACUAAGCAGACGGUCUCCAAAGACAAUACUGAAAAUGUUCGCCGGAAUAUGGCUAGUUUCUUUCUUAAUACAGGUUCCCGUCGCCCUUGUCGCUGGCCCGACAGCAUCGGGUUCGUGUUCUGAGUUCUACCUCUCCAGCGGGGAGCAGUAUUUCUUCGCCUUCGAGACGGCCUCCCUGUACUGCAUCCCUUUAGCCAUCAUUAUCUUCUGCUACGCCACGAUGGGCCGAAAGAUGCUAGCCGCGGGGCCACGGAGCAGCAUACGGCGCAGGCGCAGUGUGAACAGUAUCCUCUUCGUCAUCAUCCUGUACGUCCUCUGCUGGUUGCCGGUCCACGUUGUUCACCUCUGGAUGGCCUUUGACCCCGAGGUCGAACCGACUGACGCGCUCUACACCGAACUGCACACCGCCGCCAACGUCCUGUUGUUUAUGAACAGCAGCGUGAACCCGUUUGUGUACACCCUUGGGGGGCCUUCAUACCGGAGGCACAUUAAAACGCUGGCGAUAUCAAUCGUCAAAUGCAGGUUCAACCAACCGGACCCUCGUCGCCAGCAGAGUAUAUCAAGAAGAAGUGGAGCUGAGAGAUCGUCUGAUGCAUAUGUUGUGAACAACAGACCGAAACCAUCACCUGCACCCUCAACAAAUGAACCGGUAGAACCAGGGAGUAUACAAUGUUCUUCAACGUGGCUAUGAGCUCACUUGUACACAUAGGAUAGUGACACUACAAAUCUUUCAUUUUUUUGCACUGAUAUCUUUUGUAUCCACUUAUUACGGAAACCACUUGAGGCCUAUGGUAUGAACAGGCGACAAAACUUUCGAGCUGAACUGCUUUGCACCACACACAGGCACGUACACUUCGAUUUUGAAAGGGCAAGAGGGCACCAGUGCAUUUUCUCCUCGGUAAGGGCCGGUCAUACGAGGAAAUUGUGUGUUUCAACUGGAACAUUUUUAGGGCACCAAGGCAAUUACCAGGGAGCAUGGAGGCAAUCGCCUUCGUUGCCUCCGUGAAGUACUAUCAGGUCUGUUCACCCUCUUGCACGUAUGCACUAGAGCCUACAGUCUGACUGGGACAUUCACCUCUCGUUUGCUAAAGGGCAGGGCACCAAGGCGUGUUCGUUGCACUUGGCUCCGUGACCACUCUCUUGCAUGUAUGCACUAAAUGCCUAUAGUCUGACUGAGACAUCCACUUCUCGUGUUUGAAAGGGCAAGGGCGCCAAGGCAUGUUCGUUGCCUCUGUGAAGUAUCACGGCUGACUACCCUCUUGCCAUUUAUAUGCACAAAGGCCUAUAUAGUCUGACUUGAGACAUCCACCUCUCGCACGGGCGUUUUCGAAGUUAAGCUCUUAACAAUGUAAUCAUACGGGAAGUAAAAACAUGGUGCACUGGGACACUUUCACGGUUGCAGACGUUAAAUUGACCACAUGAUAUCGAGAAAUUGGUUUUCUCAAGGAGCUCUUAUGGUAACGUCUGAUUGCACUAGAUCAAAUUACCAGCAUCUUACUUAGAAACCUUGGGGUAUAUAUAACCUAUAUGAUGGAUAAUAAUAAUAGCAACGCCACGAGGCAAGACUAGGCACGCGAAACACGUUAGUUUUACAUCAAACUUACAGAAAGAGACUUUGAUACACGUUGUAUUUUCGCACUGAUAUUAACAUUGUGUUCACAGAAGUGACGUAAACAAGUGACGUUGGUUAUAUAAUAAGUACGGACGACAGGGUUUUGGAGAAGUUUGAAAUUACUGUAAAAUAAUUAUUUAAUCUGGUUAUUGACUCUUUUAUAAUCAAGUUCGGUAUGAAGAUGACAACACAUACAGUGAUCAAUUUUUUACGUAAAACUUUUUCGACCACACAGUAUUAAUUUUUUUAACAUAUAGUACACACGAAAGACUGUGGAAGUCUUUUUCAGGCAAAACAAAUAAAACAAGGGAAGAGGAAAAGGAAGCUAUUCCAUACAUAGGGAACAUGUUCUAAAUUUACGGGUUACUAUUCCGUACGUACCAAUUCGCACGUAUUAAUGUUUUUGUCACUAUACACGUUUACGUAUUAAAAAAUACACUGUCAUAAAAAAAACGAAAAGACACGCACACUAGUGAAUAUACGUAUGUACGAUUUAGUAAUAAUUAUUUAUGUACGUAAAAUCUUCUUUUUGUUAUGUGCACUUCAGAAAAAUAUUCUCUUCAACACUUGUAAAAACACCGUGUCGACGUGUAUGUAAGCCCAUAAUUUUAUAGUGUUUAAAAACCCUUUCUUGGGUGAUGUACUUCUUUUGUUUUAAAGGCAGUGGACACUAUUGGUAAUUACUCAAAAUGAUUAUUGGCAUA
Messenger RNA from Asterias rubens (European starfish), 2575 nucleotides. Its product is annotated as G-protein coupled receptor 54-like. Lineage: Eukaryota; Metazoa; Echinodermata; Asteroidea; Forcipulatida; Asteriidae. The transcript has 3 exons. Gene Ontology annotation, molecular function: G protein-coupled receptor activity. Gene Ontology annotation, cellular component: membrane. The coding region runs from base 3 to 950 and encodes 315 amino acids. Gene Ontology annotation, biological process: G protein-coupled receptor signaling pathway. The record is from RefSeq and is a predicted model, not a curated record.